Messenger RNA from Volvox carteri f. nagariensis, 810 nucleotides. RefSeq lists its product as uncharacterized. Bases 1 to 810 code for a protein of 269 amino acids. Lineage: Eukaryota; Viridiplantae; Chlorophyta; Chlorophyceae; Chlamydomonadales; Volvocaceae. The transcript is spliced from 2 exons. The record is from RefSeq and is a predicted model, not a curated record.
AUGGCGAGUAUAGCGGCGGCGAAAAUGACGACUGUGGUGUGUACGGAUAUGGAGGAGAGGAAGGCUGUGGUAAUGGAUGAGGCGCUGGGGGCUGAGGGGAUGGCGGCAGGGGGGAUGGAGGCUGUAGGGGUGGCGGAUAUGGAGGAGGGGAGGGCUGAGGCGCUGGGGGCUGAGGUGAUGGCGGCAGGGGGGAUGGAGGCUGUAGGGGUGGCGGAUAUGGAGGAGGGGAGGGCUGAGGCGCUGGGGGCUGAGGUGAUGGCGGCAGGGGGGAUGGAGGCUGUAGGGGUGGCGGAUAUGGAGGAGGGGAGGGCUGCGGAGAUGAUGGCUGAGGGGAUGGCGGCAGGGGGGAUGGAGGCUGUAGGGGUGGCGGAUAUGGAGGAGGGGAGGGCUGCGGAGAUGAUGGCUGAGGGGAUGGCGGCGUGGGGGGAGGCUGUAGGGGUGGCGGAUAUGGAGGAUGGUAGGUUGGCGGAUAUGGAGGAUGGUAGGUUGGCGGAUAUGGAGGACGGUAGGUUGGCGAAUAUGGAGGACGGUAGGUUGGCGGAUAUGGAGGACGGUAGGUUGGCGGAUAUGGAGGACGGUAGGUUGGCGGAUAUGGAGGACGGUAGGUUGGCGGAGAUGAGAAGGGUGUUGGCGGGUACGAAGGCCUCAGCAGAUCAGGUGGCGAUCGUGGAGGAGCUGGCGGUGGAUACAUGGGAUUUGAAAACAGCGGGUAAGGCGGUAACGGCUGCGAUUCAAGACCUGGCGGAUUGGCCCAUACGGGGUUGGGGUGGGGAGGGUUGGGAGUACGACGCGGCGGCGCUCCUCCAAUAG